Macrosiphum euphorbiae (potato aphid) is the source of this 1761-nucleotide messenger RNA. NCBI's taxonomy places the organism in Eukaryota, Metazoa, Arthropoda, Insecta, Hemiptera, Aphididae. The record is from the annotation of a GenBank genome assembly.
AUGGCAAAUAAACUAAUUGAAGAUUUUGCGAAUGGUAGAAUUAACCCAACAUAUAGAUGUGUGCAAAACUGGCAUGACCAGUGGAGAUUACUAAACCUAGGACCUCGUACUGGUCAAGGAGUAAUUAUGAAACUAGAAGAAAAAAAAGAAACUUAUGCUACAAAUGGGAUUUCAAUUUACUUCCAAGAGGAACCAUUUGUUAUUCUUAUAUUAACUCCAAUUAUGAAACGAGCACAUGAUUUACCAUUAUCCAAAGAUAUUGUAUUUGUGGACUCAACUAGUUCUUGUGAUCCUGAAAACCAUUGCAUUACAUUUUUACUUACUCCAUGUGCUGCUGGUGCAGCUCCUUUAGGUGUAAUUUUAUCCAAAGGCCAAAGCGAAGCAUCCUAUUCAAGUGGAUUUAAUUUAAUAAAGCAAAAUGUAAAAAAUGCAUUUGGUGGUCAAGGUUUCCCAUCUUUAUUUUUGACAGAUAACUCAGAUGCCGAAAUCAAUGCACUGAAAACUGUGUGGCCACAGUCGAGAUCGCUACUUUGCAUUUUUCAUGUUCUACAAUCAGUUUGGAGAUGGCUCUGGGACGGUAAAAAUAAUAUUAAAAAAGAAGAUCGCACUUCUAUGAUGCAUAGUUUUAGAAAAAUAUUAUAUGCACAGACUUCUGAAGAGGCACAAGAAAAAUAUGUUGAAACUAUGAAUAUAAGAAAUAACUAUCCUAUGUGGCAAAAAUAUAUCACAGUUCAUCACUGGAAAUACAAAGAAAAGUGGUGUUUAGCUUGGAGGGAUCAUACUAAUAGAGGCCAUCAGACCAACAACUUUAGCGAAGUAUCAGUGAGAAUUUUUAAGGAAAAUGUAUUAGGUCGUGUGAAAGCAUACAAUGUAAUUUCAUUGAUUGACUUUUGCUGUACAAAAUUGGAGGAAUACUAUAAAAAAAAAUUUUUAGAAUUUUCAAAUGAAAGAAAUUCUACUGCUCGACUGUUUUUUAAAAAUUUAAUUAAAAAAACUGAUUAUAUCAGCAAAGAAGAGAUUACUGUAGACAAUGAAGAAUUUUAUGUCCCAAGCGAAAAAAAUAAAAAAAUGAUGUAUUGUGUUGAACCAAAUAUUGGUGUUUGCUCAUGUGAAGCAGGUAUUCAUGGACAAUUUUGUAAACACCAAUGCAUAAUUUAUAAAUAUUUUAAUAAAAUUGGAGUUAAUUUUCCUCCAGUUACCAUAGAAGACAAAUACUUUAUAGCAAAACUGGCAUUAGGUGAAAAAGUACCAAAUAAGACAUUUUAUGAGGGCUUAUUACCUACAGAAGUAAUUCAUGAACAGUCACUUGUAUCACAUGACUUUCAUCAAGAUAUUGAUUAUGGUGAUGAUGCAAAUAAAAAGAGUUCAACAGAAAAUCCCAAGUUAGAACAACGUAAUUGUUUAUCCAUAUUAGAUGAAAUUACUCAACAAAUGUCUAAUAAAAUAAUGAAAUAUGGCGAGUCAACUUAUGAAAAUUUAUUAAAAUUUAAAAAAAGACUUGAUAAAAUACAUACAGAAGGGCAGUUUAAUACUUUUUUAGCAACAACAGGUACAUCAUCAUUAUCUCUUAGACAUAGAGAUGGAGCGUCGAUCAAAGUACAACCAACAACAAUAGCUAGGAGAAGACCAGGGAUUACUAGAGGAAGUAAACGUUUGCUAGCAGGUAGACCAGCAACAACUGAUAGUAACCGUCCCAAAAAGAAGCCCAGAAAUUUACAGAGUAACAUUAGAAAUUGUGUGACUAAUGCAAAAUCACAUUAA